UCAAUAGAGGGCGGUAUAGAACCAGUACACGAAACUCAUAAUAUAUAACUGACGCGACUGGCAGCCCUGCUCUAUAAUAAAUGCAUUCAAAAAUCGAAAUUAAUAAAAAUGAUGGCAUAGCUUUCUUGUUCACGACUAUUUUAAGCGGAUGGCUAAUUAUUAAACUUUUUAGUAACGUUAUUUACAAACCCUACAAAAUGGUCAAAUAUAUUGCAUUUAUGGACGUUUUAAGGCAAGAGGAAAUUGAAAAGUUUUUUCAUGCUUGCCAAAUGCAUCGAGAGUACUACAAGGGUUAUCCUAGAAGUCAUCAUCCAUUAACGUACUUCAGAGAGCCACAAUACGCAUUCCAAUGUCCCUCUGAAAUGUCGGAGUCUUAUCUGAGUUUUCCGGCUUAUCAUGUAAAGUACAAACAACCUGCUAUUUUACCACCAACAACUGGAAGGACUUCUGGUUUUCCGCAACUUCCCGAUCGUUCUGUCGCCGGUCGUUUUAAUAAAUCCCCCUGUAAGGCUUUUGUUAGAUAAUUGAUUUAUUUUAUUUUUGAAAAAUAUAAACCAAAAACAGAUUGUACCUACAUAUUA
This is a messenger RNA of Pieris napi, 581 nucleotides long. RefSeq lists its product as uncharacterized. Lineage: Eukaryota; Metazoa; Arthropoda; Insecta; Lepidoptera; Pieridae. The transcript has 3 exons. Bases 81 to 524 code for a protein of 147 amino acids. The record is from RefSeq and is a predicted model, not a curated record.